Messenger RNA from Gadus chalcogrammus (walleye pollock), 898 nucleotides. Its product is annotated as GTPase IMAP family member 4-like. The transcript has 4 exons. Gene Ontology annotation, molecular function: GTP binding. The record is from RefSeq and is a predicted model, not a curated record. Lineage: Eukaryota; Metazoa; Chordata; Actinopteri; Gadiformes; Gadidae. Bases 71 to 898 code for a protein of 275 amino acids.
AUUAAGCAUUGUGUUCGAUAACUCACCGAAAGAUUAAGAAAGUAAUUGUAGGACAAGACGAAGCAAUUUAAUGGACAGCUUGUGUAAUGUUCCACCCACAGGAGCCAAGUGGCCAUGGUCAACAGACAUGGGAGAGAAUAAUCCAGAAGAAGAGCUGAGACUGAUCCUGAUUGGAAACACGGGAUCUGGGAAGAGCGCCUCAGGGAACACCAUCCUGGGCCGACAACACUUCCUGUCUGAGUGUAGCGGAAGCUCCGUUACCAAGGUCUGCCAGCUGGGGAUCUCUGACUACCCUGUGGAGGUGGAGGCGGGGAGGAGGAUCAUCAUGGAGAUCAGUCGAUGCGUGGCCCUGACGGCCCCCGGUCCACACGCCUUCCUCUUGGUGCUCCCACUGGGACGCUACACAGAGGAGGCGAGAAAGGCCGUCACUAUGAUGGCUGCUGUAUUUGGAGAAGCUGCAGUCAGUAACCACACGGUGGUGCUGUUCACCAUGGGAGAUAAACUGAAGGAGCCGAUGGAGCAGUACCUGACCAAAGCACCUCCGGCCCUGAAGGCUUUGAUUGACAGGUGUGGAGGCAGGUACCACAUUCUCAACAAUGAGGAUCAAAGCAAUGUGCAGCAAGUUCACGAGCUGCUGAGAAAGGUGGAGCAGGUUGUUGAGGACAAUGGUGGAGGGUGUUACACCAACGCCAUGUACCGGAAGGCAGAGGCAGCAAUCAGAGAAGAGGAGAACAGGAGGGAGAAGGAGGAUGAGGAGAAGAGGGAGGAGGAUAGGGUGAAGUGGGAGGAGGAUAGGGUUAGGAGGGAUAAGGAGGAUAGGGUUAGGAGGGAGAAGGAGGGUAGGGUACAGAGGGAAGAGGACCAUUUAAGGAGGAUGGAGGAGGAUAGGAGGUGUUAA